CAGCUGCCAUAUUGCUUUCACCACUAACAUCGGUUAAAUAACUCCUGCUCGCUACUGUACCCCUGGAGAGAAGGUUAGCUAUCAGCUAGCCGCGUAACCUAGUUCAUAACAGCGUUACAUCACUUUGGGUCGUGUCCCACCUGGGAAACUGCGGCCUAGAGGAGCAAAAGCUUAGCAUUUUAAUGCGAUACUGUGACAUUACUACGACACAACAACAACAACACAAAAACAAAGGACAAACGCUGAGGUGACUUUGCACAUUUGUUUUUGUUUUCCGAAGGGGACUGGUUUCAUCGUGCCCUUAUUUUUAGCCAAAAAAGGAGUCAUGUCCUGUCCAUGCACUUCGGCUGCCAGGUUGUUCCUUAACACAGCCCACCGAGGAUUGUCCUGCUCCCGCAUCCAGUUGUUUUCUCUGAGUCGUCAUGGGUCUCGGGAAACUCACCUCUCUCCCCGGGUCAGGGUGAGGUCGUUCUCAGAGACUGCGGUCUGCUAUGCCGCUAAAGAUGGGACAACAAAGGACAGUGGAAGUGAUGGUGGAAAGAAAAGCGUCAGUGAGGGGAAAAGACUCUCUGGCUCUGGUGGUUCAGGAAAGGGAGGAAGCCAGCUACGCUGCCCUAAAUGUGGAGACCCCUGCACACAUGUGGAGACCUUUGUGUGUGAGUUACCUUCUUAAUAUCAGACAAGCAUU
Molecule: messenger RNA, 688 nt
Organism: Notothenia coriiceps (black rockcod)
Lineage: Eukaryota; Metazoa; Chordata; Actinopteri; Perciformes; Nototheniidae
Product: ATP-dependent Clp protease ATP-binding subunit clpX-like, mitochondrial
Exons: 4
Coding region: 326-673 (115 amino acids)
Source: RefSeq, a predicted model, not a curated record